AUUAUAUUAUGGUUUAGGAAUGUUAUCUACAACACUAGCUGUACAUCUUAUACAAAAUAAAGUCUGGAAAUCUUGCAACAUGCAGUGGCUAGAUCUAUUGCACUGAUUGUUGCUCUCAGCUCAGCUUAAAAGCUUUUUGUUUGCAAAUAAUAGAGGACCAUGGAAUGGAAAAUAAAAUAGCCAAGAUCAAAUUCAUUUUUAACUCUUUCCAGACUGUAUUAUUUUCUGAUACUAAUGGACAGACUAAUCAAGCUAUACCCUCUCUCAAACUACACCUUUGGUACCAAAGAGCCUUUGUAUGAGAAGGACAGGACAGUGGAGUCCCGUUUCCUCCGCCUCAAGGAAGACUAUGAGAAGACAGGAAUGAGAAGAAGUGUUGAUGGAGUUGUAUUAGUUCAUGAACACAAUCUACCUCAUGUACUGCUUCUACAGUUAGGUAGUACUUUUUUUAAACUUCCAUCAGGAGAAGUUGGUCCGGGAGAAAGCGAAGCAGAGGGUGUCCAGAGGAUUGUUAACGAUACCCUGGGAAAAGAAGACACUCCUCUUUCAACCUGGAUCGUUGAAGACGUAGUCGCCAACUGGUGGAGACCAAACUUUGAAUCUCCGCAAUAUCCAUACAUACCAGCACACUGCACUCACCCUAAGGAGCACAAGAAAUUAUUUCUUGUUCAGUUACCAGAAAGGACAAUGUUCCAUGUUCCACGUAACUAUAAACUUGUUGCUGCUCCUUUGUUUGAAUUGUAUGACAAUUCUGCUGGUUAUGGACCAGUCAUAGCUGGCCUCCCACAAAACUUGUCUCGAUUUAAUUUCAUUUAUAUUUAAAAUAAAAAAAGGAAUUAAAACAAUAA
Amphimedon queenslandica is the source of this 848-nucleotide messenger RNA. RefSeq names its product cleavage and polyadenylation specificity factor subunit 5-like. The record is from RefSeq and is a predicted model, not a curated record. Gene Ontology annotation, biological process: mRNA 3'-end processing. Bases 235 to 822 code for a protein of 195 amino acids. NCBI's taxonomy places the organism in Eukaryota, Metazoa, Porifera, Demospongiae, Haplosclerida, Niphatidae. Gene Ontology annotation, molecular function: mRNA binding. The transcript is spliced from 3 exons. Gene Ontology annotation, cellular component: mRNA cleavage factor complex.